This is a messenger RNA of Cajanus cajan (pigeon pea), 2604 nucleotides long. RefSeq names its product scarecrow-like protein 34. Lineage: Eukaryota; Viridiplantae; Streptophyta; Magnoliopsida; Fabales; Fabaceae. The record is from RefSeq and is a predicted model, not a curated record.
UAAUGGUUGCUUCCAGAACUAUUUAGUAUAUCAUUUCCCACUUGGUCAGUGUUCUAUGAACUUAUUUCUGUGUCUUUCGGAGAAGAACAAAAAGCGAUUUGAGUGUUGUUCACUGUCACGAUGGAAGCAAAUUUUCCCUUUGGUGAAGAAGAAAAAGAUGAGAGCAUAUUAUAUGUCUCCGAUUCUCUUGGUUUUGCAGCCACGGAUCUUUCGUUGGAAGACAAAGACAACGAUUUCUCAGAAACCGCAAAGUUCAUAAGCCAGAUCCUCAUGGAAGAGAACGUGGAACAUAGGCCUUUCUAUGACUCUUUCUCCUUGCAAGUUACAGAGAAAUCCUUCUACCACGCUCUCAUCGGUAACCUUCCUCAUUCCCCCAAUCAACACUCCCUUGUUCUUAGUCCUGAACCUGAAAUCACCACCACCACCAGCAAAAACAAUUUUUUAGACCAAAAUUCUAGUGAGUUGAAGCUUCCUUCUCCUUCUCCUUCUCCUUCUGCUUUUCAGUUUGACCACCGCGACCUUUCUCAACAACCUUCAAUUACUGUUAGUGAUGGACUCUCAGAUUUGGAUUCUUCUAUUGCCAAACUCUUAGCACACAAUAUUUUCAAUGAUGCUGAUUCCGUUUCCCAGUUUAGGAGAGGGAUGGAGGAAGCUAGCAAGUUUCUUCCUCCGGGGCCUAACCUAGUAACUGCUCUAGAUUCAAACCCUAAACAACCGACCAACGCGUUUGGACAGAAUUCCUAUGGGUUGAAGAGUAGGAAGAAUCAGAAGCGCCAAGAGACAGACAAUAGGGAAGAAAAAGAAGAUGGUGAAGAAGAAGGGAGAAGUAACAAGCAACCAGCACUUAGCCUUGCUGAUGAGAAUGACUUGUCAGAUGCAAUUGAUAGGGUGUUUGUGUGUGUGGAAAAUGUGUGUAAUGAAGACAUUUCUUUGCAUAAUGGAGCAACCAAAGUUAAGGAGCCAGAUAGAGGAGGAAAGAAGGGUCGUCCAAAGAAACAUGGGAGAAAGAAGGAAACAGUGGAUUUGAGGAAUCUUCUGCUGAUGAGUGCACAAUCUGUGUAUGCCAAUGACUUCAGGACUGCCAAUGAAUAUCUGAAGAAGGUUAGGCAGUACUCUUCUCCCACAGGGGAUGCAUCACAGAGGUUGGCUCAUUACUUUGCCAAUGGCCUUGAGGCACGCUUGAUUGGGGGCGGUACAACUGCAUUAGGGCUUUUUUCUUUGCUGAGUUCUAAGAAGGUUACUGCUGCUGAGUUUCUCAAGGCAUACCAAAUUUUCCUAUCUGCCUCCCCUUUUACCAAGUUUACAUAUUUCUUUGCAAAUAAAAUGAUUAUGGAAGCAGCUGCUAAGGCAGAAACAAUCCAUAUUAUUGAUUUUGGCAUCCUACAUGGUUUCCAAUGGCCAAUUCUUAUUAAGUUUUUAUCAAAUAGAGAGGGUGGACCUCCCAAGCUGAGGAUCUCAGGGAUAGAGUUUCCCCAACCUGGCUUUCGUCCCACAGAAAGCAUUGAUGAGACUGGUUGCCGUCUGGCUAAUUAUUGCAAGCGUUACAAUGUUCCCUUUGAGUACCAUGCCAUAGCAUCAAGGAACUGGGAAACCAUUCAGGUGGAAGCGCUUAAAAUUGAAAGCAAUGAGGUAGUUGCUGUCAACUGUCACAAUAGGUUUGAAAAUUUACCCGAUGAAAGUACUGAUGAAUUGGAUAGUCCUAGAAAUGCAGUCCUGCAUUUGAUCAGGAAGAUAAAUCCAGAUAUUUUUACUCAGACCAUCAGUAAUGGAUCACAUAAUUCUCCUUUCUUUGCCACACGGUUUAGGGAGGCACUCUUCCAUUUCACUGCUAUUUAUGAUGUGCUUGACACUGUCAUACCUCGUGAUAACAAAUGGAGGAUGAUGAUUGAGAGCGAGAUUAUGGGCCGGGAGGUUAUGAAUGUUGUAGCAUGCGAAGGUCCUCAGAGAGUUCAGAGGCCUGAGACAUACAAACAGUGGCAGGUUAGGAUUACAAGGGCGGGUUUCAAGCAGCUCCCACUUAAUAAGGAAUUAAUGACCAAAUUUAGGACAAAGUUAAGGGAUUACCACAAAGAUUUUGUCUUAGAUGAAGAUAACAAUUGGAUGCUUCAAGGUUGGAAGGGACGCAUUUUUAAUGCUUCCACUUGUUGGGUGCCAGCAUAAUAUGAUGCUACUGGACUUUUGGAUUUGGAACCACACUCAUGCUUAAGGUUAUGGUAUCCUUGUUCUGGGGGUCUGAUUGCUUAACCUUCUGGUACUGUGGUGAAGAUUGUGCGAAGCAUUGCACCAAGUCACUUGGUAAUUAUGGCAUGGCUUUUUUGGUAUAAUUUUGAGACUUGUGAAAGUAAUGCAAAUUCUAUAGUGAUACGGAGGACAUAUUAUAGUUGGAUCAAGGAUUGCCCUGUUACCAUGGUUGCUCGAGUACUUGUGAUCAAAAUGUUAGUUAUGUUUUUUCUAACCAAUGUGUGUUAGGAAUUUCACAUCCUUGUAGGUAAAUUUGUAAAAUGUUUUUGCAGGGUACAUUGUAUCUUAACCAAAUUAGCUACUGAAUUGACAAGAUACUAUUGAUUUGUACCAGAUAAAUAUCUUCAGUUUGUUUUUUCAGUU